Messenger RNA from Westerdykella ornata, 2755 nucleotides. RefSeq lists its product as uncharacterized. Lineage: Eukaryota; Fungi; Ascomycota; Dothideomycetes; Pleosporales; Sporormiaceae. The record is from RefSeq and is a predicted model, not a curated record. Bases 396 to 2420 code for a protein of 674 amino acids. The transcript has a single exon.
UCAUCUUUGUCUUUUGUUUCGCUACGCCAAUACGGAGUACUGUAAUACUAGACAGGCAAACGUCUGGAAAACCCCUGGGUAUGAGUGCCCCUGCUGUGGCUCGUACGUUUCCCGUUGUGGCUGGUACGAUUUCCCCCAGCCCCUGUCCUCCUCUCAUCCGUCCCGUAUACCGCGCCUCACCACUGGACGCCUGUCACCUUGCUUCCUGGGCGACUCCACCAGGACCGGUAAACAUGUGCGAGGGGCGACCUGCGCCGCCUGGACAGCCAUGAUCUGCCUGUCUUUUAUGCCCUCUCUCGCCGUCGUCAUGUUCCUCUGCUGCGCUGUCGCUGCUCACUGACCCCCUCUCGCAGCAUGCUCCCCAUCCGUCUACGACUCGGUAGCUGCGCCUAGCCAUGCUGGAUCUCCUGACUGCUAAACACAGCCAUGAGUACUCGCCCCAGAGCCGCCCAGAUCCCUCACCCUCCGGCCAUGUCUUCUCUCUCCCGCAGAUGCCUUUCCACAUCUUCAAUUCACUCUUGCCGAACCAUCCCUCGUCGUCCCCCUCCGUCCCAGAGCUUGCGAGCCCGCCCCUUCGCUCUCUCGAGACUCCACCAUCUAUAAACCUCAUGACUUCCGAGUUAGGCACUCCUGCCUACUCUUCUCCCUCCGCCUCUCGUCCGGCCUCCGUCAGUAGCACCGCGUCCUUCGACGGCAAGCCCAAGAAGAAGACGCACCGACCCAGGACGACCUACAACCUCGCCCAACCUCCUCCCAUUGCCGGCCCUCGCCAUAAACUCCACCUCCGUCCCAAGGUCCUCCUGCAGCUGCACCAAGUCAUUCCCGGCCGUCGCCCAAAGCCCGUCUACGAAGUCAUCCCAUUUUCGCUCCUAGCCCCUCGCUCCACUCGCCGGCUGGCCCGCACCUUCAACACCAAGGAGAGGUUGGGUCCCCAGGACUUGUUGGUGGUCAAGGCAGAAGCAUACGAGAAUAUCUCCGACGAGGAGAGGUCCGACGAUGAGCGAUGGGGGACGAGGGAGGUCGUUGGCAUCAUCUGCCCUGCUAGGAGGGCCGACAAGGAUCCAGGCGACAAGACGGAGCUUCUCCUAGACGAUGGCACGAGCUGGGAGGUCACCAACAUGCCCAAUGGGGGUUACGAGUUUUCCUUCACCGACGAACAUGGCCUGACCCUCAAACGCCGGUGGGUGCCCAAGAUGCCACACAGUCGCCGUGUAUCCACCAUGGCCAACACCCCUCAUUCCCCCGUCUCACCUGCGCUGGCGCAAGAAGACAGGAAGUUCAACUUCAGCACCAUCAGCCCCAACUCCAGACGUCACCCCAUCAUUGGUAGCAUCUCUAGAACCAGCAUCGACGUCUUGGAUGCUUACACUAUACCCCCUGCAACCACAACAUCAACGCCCGGCUUGGCCCAGUCUCCUUUUGCAACUCCUUUACCUACACCUGCUAGCGUUCCUGAAUCCGUUUCCUUCUUAGAUAAGAGCACAGAACUGCCACUCGCGACAACCGACGAUGCUCUCCGCAUCUUCAUGGUACUCUCUGGCAUCUGGGUUGCCUUCUCCGAAAACUGGUCUCCCGCAUAUUCUUCGUCUAAACAUUUGGCCUGCACGCCCACAGCCUGUCGUCCUGUUCCGAACCGCGCAGUAUCCAUGUCUUUUGUUGAUACCCCCCGUUCCGCCUCUCCCGCUUCCACGGGUGAGGACAACCGUCGCACCUCAUUGCCUAGACUAUUUCGAUCCACUGGUCAAAAGCCUCCAAACGGCCACAGCACGCCAGCAUCCAUCGCUAAUUCUCCAGGGUCUGCAACCACGACCCCUUCCUCGACACAACCCGCGCUCAAAACCCGCUCUCGCCGCGCCAACUCCACCGGCAACGCCGAACUCAUCUCCAAGAACGGCGCGAGCCGCAAACGCUACGGCCUCGCCUUCGAAGACCAGAGCCUCCCUGAGACGGAGGAGGAGCGCCAGAGCAAGCGCAGUAUCGAGCUGCUGCGUAUGAAGGAACUGGCUCGUACGACUCCUCCUGUGCCUGCUCCCCCUUUUCCAUCUUCGGACAAUGGGCUUGCUCCUCCCACCCACUCCUUGCAGCCACUUAACGGAGACGAACCAUCCCGUGACCCGUCUCCGGUGCCGCGGGCCGAGAAGACGCGAAAGACGCAAUCUGCGUACAAUCCCAUUACUACCAAGGGCCUGUGGGAUUCGGAAGUCGUCGAUGGGCCUGGUGGCAAGAAGCGGCGACCGACGAGCUUGGUGGUGCUCAAGUCGAAGAAGGAGAAGGAGCAGAAGAAGAAUAAGAAGCAAGAAAAGGGCAAGAGGAGGGAAAAAGAGAGAGAGAAGGAGAAUGAUAAAGGGAGGGAGGUGUCACCGAAAUCGUCGGGUGGCUUGAGACGCUUGUGGGGCUUGUUUCAUAGGCAUAAAGAGUAGGACCUUCCUACUCUCGUUGAUUGUCAUGUUGUUGCAUUGUGCUGAUGAGCAUGCAUAUUGCAUAUUAGGCGCAUCUUUUGUCCCUUUGGGAUUCGACCACCCUCUUCUUCUGUAAGACGGUGACUUGUAUAUAGCGGAGCUCCUCUCACUCCUCACUCUUACUGUUGAUUGCUUCCGAAUGAUGCGUUUCAAGCGCUGCAAUGCCAUGUACGGCCUUCCUUCCGCAUGUAUUCCCCCUGCCGUGUAAUCUAUAGACGAGGUAAAUACAAAGUCGAUGAACUCGUGCAGUAUAGCUUAGCAAGUAUACAUCAGCAAUUGAGAGGCCAGAUUCUUUU